Pedinophyceae sp. YPF-701 is the source of this 510-nucleotide messenger RNA. The record is from the annotation of a GenBank genome assembly. Lineage: Eukaryota; Viridiplantae; Chlorophyta; Pedinophyceae.
AUGGCGGCGGCGGAGAGGGCGGGGUGGAUGGACAACCAGGCGAGCGAGGCGCUGAGGGAGACGAUCGAGAAGGAGAAGAAGAUUACGCAGGAGCACAUGCGGAGGCAGCAGGAGGCUGGAAAGGUCCCCGCGACGCCCGAGCUGGAGGCGCGCCUGGCCACCGCGACGGCCUCGCUCUCGCCGAAGAAGAAUCUCGGCGGCGACGUGCUCGCCAAGGAGCCGGAGAUACCUGCAGCGCUGAGGACGCUCAAGGAGAACCCGGAGCUCGGCGUGAUGUCGGAGCUGAGCGUGAGCAUGUGGAAGGGGUGCAACUCGGCCUACUGCUUCCGGGACCCCGCGGAAAUGCGCAGCGUGGCCAAGGACGACUACAAGUGGGACGAGGAGGAGAUCGCGUUCAUGAAGGAGGAGGGGCUGCUGGACAAGACGCACAACCGCAGGCGGGACAAGUUCACGCAGUACGUGGAGGCUGCGGCCAUCCACAACAAGAUGAUGAAACAGAGCCAGAGCUGA